GUAGGAGUCUCCAUGGAAGAAGCAAAAAUAGCUGAAAUUCUACCAGAUGAGAUUCCACCAGACGUAAGGCAACCAAUUCUGGGAUGGGAAGGUGUCCCUCCAGAUGUUCCUAACUUGUAUUUGCAACUUCCUGCACCUAAACUUGAGGAUAGUGAAUCAGAAGGGGAAAUUGAAAUAGUAACUGGACUGGUAGAACGCACUGACACUACCCAUCAAAUCCCAGUGCUGGCUGUAACAUCUUGCACUACCAGAAGCAGUCCCUCUAGGUCUUCAGAAGAAGUGGAAGUCUUGGAAGAUAAGGUCACAACAGGAAAAGGUGGAUCUGAAACUUCAUUGUCAAGUUCCAGUGAAGUGCCAGCAGAAUUUUCUGAGCCAAGAGAUGUUGAAAGCUCGGCUUCUACGGGUCCAGAGGUACAAAAAAAACUUCCUGACAUAGUGAAAAAAACAGCUACCCUAGAGUAUCUCCCAGAACCAAUGCAGUUAAAGGAAUCGUUUCCCAGAUCUGGUUUUCCUCAGCUUGUUCCAGGAGUAGCAGAUUCACUUGUCAAAUCAGAACAGCUAUGUCGUUGGAAAGACAGUGGGUUCCAGGAAGCAGUUUUUAGUGGGAACAAAUUUGAACCAUUCUUGAGACGUGUCUGUAAAGUAAAUCCACCAGCACCCAGAAGAGGUAAUACACAUGAAUACAGAUAUCUAGAUGAACCAUACUUUUCCGAUGAUACGAAAGAACAAGAAGACCAAGAUCCACCACAUGGGGUUCCUUCUACAAAGGUAGACCAUGGUCGAGACACCAAACCAACCAGGACUGGUGAACAACUGUCUAUUCUAAGACUCAUAGAAAAAAAUAUGAGUUUAGAAGAAGGUCACAAAAUUGCCACAGAAGAAGAAGAAGAACCAAAGCCACGGGAUAUUUCUCCAAAGUUCCCUGGAGAUAAAAUGUCAGAGGCAGAAGUAAAUCAGGCCCAUAUUUAUUUUAAGAGCUUUCUUGAAGACUUUCUGGCUGAUAAACUUGUGAAAGUUUCUGCACUGGAAUCAGUUCUAAGUAAAAACGUUGAAAAUCUAGUUGCAGAGAGGCUGUCAGAAACACAGCUAUUCCAAGAACUAGAAGACAAUCUUAUGGAAAAACAGUUGCCUGAGGAAAAACCUGUUUCUAGAGUAAAGUUUUCAAAGCCAGACAUAAUGAAGUUGAAAGAAAUUGUGAGUCAAAACUUGCAAACCCGUCUUGUUAGGAAAUUUUGUCAACAGGGAAUAAUUCCAGAUUUGAAAGUAGCUGAGAAAGACGAGAAGUUUUCUCUUCCAAGUGCCGCUGAUUUGCUAAAGAGAAAAGAAAGUGAAAUAAUAACAAUAAAAUCACUAAGUGACAGUCAGUUAGGAGACAUUCCUGAAACUGAACCAGUUGUUAAAGGGGCAGAACUAGCCACAAGCAAACCGGAAGAUAACAAAGAAGCCCUUUGUCCUCUAAGAAAGGAGUCCUCAUUGGAAAUAAUUCGAGUAAAACUACCAUUUAGCACAGAAACAGAUAGUAAACAGCGACCUUCCAAUUUUGACAUUCUACUUGAAAAGGUUUUACAAACAGAAAUAACAGGUUUAAAAUCAUUUUUAAGCAAAAAGCUUCAGGAUCAUCUUAAAGAUAAACUUGCAGAAAUUGGAGUAACACCGAAAUAUUUGAAAACAGUAUGCCGGAGGUUGACCUUUCCCCAGAAAGAGAAACACAUAAUGGCACCAAAAGAGGUCCUGCAAGAAGACUAUAUUUUAUCGGAUGAAGAACUUGCUAAAGAAACACCUGUGUUAAGUAAAAGUAUUCAAAAUCUCUUAGAAAUCCUUUCCAAAGAAGAAAUGGCUAAUUUGAGGUCUGCGUUGAAUAAGAAGAUCCAAGGCUCUGUUUCAAAGAGACUUUCAGAGAUAGAAGUGAUUACAGAGAAAGAGUUACAAGAAAUACUCAAACACUUCUUUCCAAUUGUGGCCAAAGAAGUAUCAUUAAGGGGGGCUGAAGAAUCCAAAAAAGGGCAAACAAUACCUCCCUUAACCCAAAAUCUGCAUGACAGGUUUUCAGAAGAAGAACUACACAAUCUAAAGACUCUCUUAGGCAGACUUCUGCAAGAAGACCACAAAGAAGAGCUUUCAGAAUCAGAAGUAAAAGGUUUAAAAUCAGUUUUGCAGAAAAGCAUUGAGAAUCUUCCCACACAUCCUGGAACUGAGAUGAAGAAAGGAGCAGAGAUAAAGGAUAAAAGUUGUCAUAUACCUUUAACAAAUGCUGAAGAAGAUUUGAAAACUAACGAUGUAGUUGUAUCGGACAGAGGCAAAGAGCAUUCAAAGGAAAGUCUUCAUGAAACUUCAGAACCUGAUGAAAAAUAUGGUAUAAAAAGAGAAACACUAGACUUGUUUGCAGACAAUAUUUUUGAAGUAGAAACAAGGAGCCAAGAAACUCAGACUUCAUUCCUCCCAAAAAGAGCGAAACAUAGUUCUAAGAGAGAAAGCCACAAGUUGCCACCUUGUCCUGAAAAUCCAGAGAUGCCACUUUUAAAGAGGAGGUCCUUUGAAGCAGGAUUGAAAAACAAACCAUCUGGUGAAGUUAUGAAGAGAGUAUCUGAACCAUUUGCUUCCUCAUCUUUUUUGAGUGCACAUGAUAUUGGUGUACAAACUGAAAUGAGAAAUUAUCUUGGCAAGCCAAAUUACUACACCAAACCUUCCUUUCCAGUAAACCCUCAGACGUUUCUUCUUUUACAUUCAGAGUCUGAGGAUGAUGCAAAGGCGCCGUGUAAAUAUCAUCACAAACCCAAAAGCAAGAGAAAGUCUGACAGAAAGAGAGACCCAGGGCCACCUCGUUCACACCAAUCAGCGGGUAGUGCACACAAGAAAGAAAAAUCAAGUAGUGGAAGUUCAUCUAAGGAGAUUUUAAAAGAAAAAGUCAGAAGACAUGGUGAAAUAUCUUCCCCAAAAUCAAGAAUGACAGAAAACAAGAAGGAUUUUAAAGUCCAACUCUCUCCUAGUACUAUGAAAAAGGAGAGCGCAAAGCAGAGGGCGGAAAGGAAACGUUACCAGGAAAUAAAACCCAGAAGAUCUAGCAAGAGCUCUACCCUGUCUGAACUACAUCUACCAAAAAAUCUUCCAACUUCUGGGCAUACAAAAGGAAAUACAUUGGUUCCUGCAGGCACAGACGAUAUGGAUAUAGAAGCAUACAAGCAUCUUGAAAAAGCCAUUGAAAGGGCUCUUGUUGAUUUGGGAAGAAUACCAGACAGUAGCUCCCUCCAGGGAAGGCCAAGCACUGCUCCAGUAGCUGUUGCCCUUGCGCCUAGAGAUUCAUCCCGAUCUUUCACCAAUCUAAUUGAGACUCCAAGGAAUCAAGCCGGGUCAAUAUCUGAGAUGCUUCAUAAUCAGGAGCAGAUUUUAAAAAUGACACCGGAACAAUUGGAAAUAGUCCUUAAGAUUCUUCAAAAGGUGUUGAGUCAGAACACAAGACCGCCGGAUAAUGAAUGAAUGGAAACCAUCUGUGCUUGAACCAGUUGCUAUUUUUCCCCAGGUGUAACGAAAAAUAAAACCCUCCCUGAAUGUAA
This is a messenger RNA of Anolis sagrei ordinatus, 3551 nucleotides long. Lineage: Eukaryota; Metazoa; Chordata; Lepidosauria; Squamata; Anolidae. The record is from RefSeq and is a predicted model, not a curated record.